UAUUUUAUUAUUUAUUUUUGUAAAACGCAACUUACAAAUAAGCCCUAGGAAAUGAAAACAAUGCAUAUGUUUCUGUCGUUUAUUUUAUUGUCCCACACUACAGUAAUUCACUAUGCUUUUAUUUGACUGCUCGUACUUACUCGGUUCUUUUUCCUCAAACGCACUAAUAAAGUUAUUCAAUAAAGUUGACGAGCAUGCUUCCUCUACACGGGGAGGGUAACGCGACUGUGCAGUUUUGUAACAAAGUUGCAAGCAGUAGUUUAUAUACAAUAAAAUAGUUCCGUUUAAGUUCUUGAAUAACAUGGUAAUCACGGUGGAAGUAAAGAAGAUGUACAAAUACCCAUUUGAACUCGUUGUAAAUAUACACUUAAAUAAGUAUCCAACUCCCCUUGAGGAACAUGUAACAGGAAUUCAAACUGUAGAAGAAAAAACAGACAACGUCUCAGGAAUUAUUUAUAGAAGGAAGAUAGCAACUUGCAACAAUGUGAUUCCCAAGUUCUUGAGAAAGAUCAACUUCUUGAAUGUUAACGAUGUCCUUAUAGAAGAGGAGUCCUGGCUGGAUAUGAAACAAAGAAUUCUGAAUAUCAAAAGUCGCUGCCUCACCUGGGCCCAGUACUCCACUUUUCAUGAAGUGUCGGUCUUCAAGCAGAGUGUCGAAAACCCAAACUGGACUGAAUUCCAUCAGAAAGGGAGCAUCGUUGUCACAGGUGCAGGGAAACUGAACCGGUUGUGUGAAGUAUUUGCUGAAGCGUUUUUUAACAAAGGAGUCAAAAAGACAAUAUCACUGGGGGUAUUCUGUGCCAUGGGAAGAGUGUGAAUAUAAUGGAGACCAUUCUGGAACAAAGAUGCGGCCGUCCCUUCUUGUAACAGCAUUCCUGUUGGAUGGAUAUCUUCUGCUUACCAGCAAUAGCAGCAGUAAGAAGAGAAUGUGGCUUUUUACAGAAUAGGAUGAUACCUGUCAGACAAGAACAUUUGAAAUGGACAGCUGCAAUUCACUGUGUUUCAAUAUAUCUUACACAUAUGCUGUUUCCUCAGGAUAACUUGUACAGGAUCCGUUUUUAUUUAUGGUCACGCAUGCAUAUACAGUAAGUAUUACAAUGUCAAAU
Polyodon spathula (Mississippi paddlefish) is the source of this 1106-nucleotide messenger RNA. Its product is annotated as PRELI domain-containing protein 2-like. Gene Ontology annotation, molecular function: phosphatidic acid transfer activity. Gene Ontology annotation, cellular component: mitochondrial intermembrane space. Bases 302 to 817 code for a protein of 171 amino acids. The record is from RefSeq and is a predicted model, not a curated record. The transcript has 7 exons. Gene Ontology annotation, biological process: phospholipid transport. Lineage: Eukaryota; Metazoa; Chordata; Actinopteri; Acipenseriformes; Polyodontidae.